Messenger RNA from Notolabrus celidotus (New Zealand spotty), 2430 nucleotides. RefSeq names its product hydroxyacyl-CoA dehydrogenase trifunctional multienzyme complex subunit alpha a (gene hadhaa). The record is from RefSeq and is a predicted model, not a curated record. Gene Ontology annotation, cellular component: mitochondrial fatty acid beta-oxidation multienzyme complex; mitochondrion. Lineage: Eukaryota; Metazoa; Chordata; Actinopteri; Labriformes; Labridae. The transcript has 21 exons. Bases 41 to 2332 code for a protein of 763 amino acids. Gene Ontology annotation, biological process: fatty acid beta-oxidation. Gene Ontology annotation, molecular function: long-chain (3S)-3-hydroxyacyl-CoA dehydrogenase (NAD+) activity; NAD+ binding; enoyl-CoA hydratase activity.
AUAGUUUGUAUCACACUUUUAAAAAAGUCCUCAGGUGAACAUGGCAGGUGUUCGUGCAGUCGGUGUUCUUUCCAAGUUUGUAACUCGAAAGUACCCCUUAUUCUCAGGUCAUGCCAGCCGCUGCCUCUCAAUGUCUUCAUCAUUGGCAGCUCGAACACACGUCAGCUAUGAGCUCAAGGAUGAUGUGGCAGUCGUACGACUCAAUGAUCCAACAGCCAAGGUGAACACACUGUCGGUGCAGAUGCAGUCUGAUCUGGAAGAGGUGAUGGGGGAGAUCUGGUCAAACAAAGCUGUGAAAAGCGCUGUUUUCAUCUCCAGCAAACCUGGCUGUUUUAUCGCCGGAGCAGAUAUCACUAUGAUCCAGUCCUGCCAAAGCAGCGAGGAGGCCACCCGUCUCUCUCAGGAAGGUCAGAAGAUGCUGGAGAAGAUCGAGAAGUCACCCAUCCCUAUCGUUGCUGCCAUUCAUGGCUCCUGCCUGGGUGGAGGCCUUGAGGUCGCAAUAGCCUGCCAUUACAGAAUCGCCACAAGAAGUAAGAAAACAGUCCUGGGGACACCAGAGGUCAUGCUGGGACUGCUGCCUGGAGCAGGCGGCACUCAGAGAUUGCCUCAAAUGGUGGGACUCCCUGAUGCGUUUGACAUGAUGCUGACAGGUAGGACGAUCAGGGCGGAUAAAGCCAAGAAGAUGGGGCUAUUGCACCAGCUUGUGGACCCUCUAGGUCCCGGUGUGAAGCCUGCAGAGGUGAGGACAAUUGAAUACCUGGAGGAGAUUGCAGUGGGCGUGGCUAAGGGAAUUGUCAACAAGAAGGUUCACCUUACUGAGGAGAAGAGCUUCAAGGAGAAGAUGCAGGACAAAUUAAUGAACCUUGGUCCAGUAAAGAAGAAAAUCUUCAAGACCGUCAAUGAGAAGUCUCAGAAUCAGACAAAAGGCCUCUACCCAGCUCCAGCCAAAAUCAUUGAGUGUGUCAAGACUGGACUUCUGAAGGGCAGAGAGGCAGGUUAUCUGGCUGAAUCUGAGAACUUUGGUAAGCUGGCGGUGUCCGAGGAAUCCAAGUCUCUGAUUGGCCUUUAUCGGAGUCAGAUGGUUUGUAAGAAGAACCACUUUGGGGUCCCAGAGAGAGAAGUGAAGAAGCUGGCAAUCUUGGGUGCGGGGCUGAUGGGCACCGGUGUAGCACAGGUAUCGGUGGAUAAAGGCCUGACCACCAUCCUAAAAGACAACAACGUUGAGAGCAUCAGCAGGGGGCAUGAACAGAUCUACAAAAGCCUGGAUUCAAAGGUACAGAAGAAAUUCAUCACCUCAUUUGAGAGGGAUGCCAUAAUGUCCAAUCUCUCGAUCCAGCUCGACUACUCUGGCUUCCAGAAUGCUGAUAUGGUUGUAGAGGCUGUGUUCGAGGACAUUGAUAUGAAACGCCGAGUCCUUAAAGAAGUGGAGGAUGUAAUUCCUCCUCACUGCAUUUUUGCUACCAACACCUCUUCUCUGCCAAUCAAAGAAAUCGCUGCUGCCAGCAAACGCCCUGACAAGGUGAUUGGCAUGCACUAUUUCUCUCCGGUGAAUAAGAUGCAGUUGCUGGAGAUUGUAUACUCUGAUGAGACAUCUGAAGACACAAUAGCCGCUGCUUGCAGUGUGGGCUUAAAACAGGGCAAGACAAUCAUCAUUGUUAAGGAUUGUCAAGGAUUCUUCACAACUCGCUGCAUUCAUCAUAUUUUGUUGGAAUCUAUAACCCUUUUACUGGAAGGUACCGGGUUAGAGAAAAUGAACAACUUAGUUGUAAGCUUUGGUUUUCCUUUGGGCUUUUCGAUUGUUGGAGAAGAAGUUGGUUAUGACGUGAUUUUAAACGCAUCAAAGGAUAUGCUCAAAGUCUAUGGUUCUCGUUACGGAGGACAAGAUUUGUCUCUUUUAGAGACUUUGGUGGAGAGGGACUUCAAAGGUCGUAAGUCAGGAAAAGGCUUGUAUCUCUGGGAAAAAGGAAAUAACUACAAAAAGGUGAACCCUGAAGCUGUUGAAAUUCUCAAGACUUUGGCCAAGCCUGCUCAUCCUUCAGUUUCUUCAGACUGGGACAUUCAGCACCGGUUAGUGAGUCGUUAUGUGAAUGAGGCCCUUCUGUGUCUCCAGGAGGGAGUGCUGAGAAAUCCAGUAGAGGGAGACAUUGGAUCUGUGUUUUCAGUUGGCUUCCCCCCCUGCUAUGGUGGUCCGUUCAGGUUCGUGGACAUGUUUGGUGCAGAGCGUCUUGUGAGCACUAUGAGGCGAUAUGAAGAAGUUUAUGGAGACUCAUUCACACCUUGUCAGCUUCUACUGGACCAUGCCAAAGACCCCAGCAAGAAAUUUUACAAAUAGUCCAACAGGAGGACUUUAAAAUGAAAUUUGAAAAUAUAGAUUAAAGCAAAUUUCCCCUGUUAUAGAAGGCUUAAAAAUAGUAAAGAAGCAUAAACUUU